This is a messenger RNA of Liolophura sinensis, 2708 nucleotides long. RefSeq names its product histone acetyltransferase KAT8-like. Lineage: Eukaryota; Metazoa; Mollusca; Polyplacophora; Chitonida; Chitonidae. Gene Ontology annotation, molecular function: histone H4K16 acetyltransferase activity. Gene Ontology annotation, cellular component: NuA4 histone acetyltransferase complex; MSL complex; NSL complex. Gene Ontology annotation, biological process: regulation of DNA-templated transcription. Bases 89 to 1366 code for a protein of 425 amino acids. The record is from RefSeq and is a predicted model, not a curated record. The transcript has 10 exons.
GGCGGAAACAGACAAAAAGAGUGGAUUUCAACAACAUAUUCGAGCUUCAGCCGGCCAGACUAAUCCAAAUUCCUCUUUACCAACGGAUAUGGAACAAGAUAAAGAUGGAGAUAAAGCUAACUUGACCGAUGGUGGCGAUUCAAUUCCAGGAAUUGGAGAUCAUUAUUUGGUUCGGAGGUCAGAUAAUUCAUGGCAUGCAGCAGAAAUCAUUCAGAUCAGAAGUACUGAGGCAGGAAAACCUGAAUUCUAUGUUCACUAUGAAGGAUUUAAUCGUCGUCUGGAUGAAUGGGUAGAACAGGACAGAUUUGAUCUACCCAAUAAACUUGAAGACCCACAGAAAGCAAUGAAGGACUUGUCCAUAACACUGACAGAUUUAAGUGACGGAACAGAUAGGAAAAUUACACGAAACCAGAAGAGAAAACAUGAUGAAAUCAACCAUGUUCAAAAGACCUAUGCUGAAAUGGAUCCCACAACAGCUGCCUUGGAAAAGGAGCAUGAAGCAAUAACAAAAGUGAAGUACAUUGACAAGGUACAGAUUGGCAGGUAUGAGAUAGAUGCCUGGUAUUUCUCGCCUUACCCAGAGGAAUAUGGGAAGCAGUCUAAACUGUGGAUCUGUGAAUACUGUCUGAAGUAUAUGAGGCUGGAGAAGUCAUAUCGCUAUCAUCAGAGUCAGUGUUUUUGGCGCCACCCACCUGGCAAGGAGAUAUACAGAAAAGGAACAAUAUCAGUAUUUGAAGUGGAUGGUAAAGAUGCAAAGAUAUACUGUCAGAACUUGUGUCUACUGGCCAAACUGUUUCUGGACCACAAAACCUUGUAUUUCGAUGUGGAGCCCUUCCUGUUCUACAUCCUCACAGAAGUAGACAGACAAGGGUGCCACCUGGUUGGCUACUUCUCCAAGGAAAAGGAAUCUCCAGAUGGGAAUAAUGUGGCUUGUAUCCUCACCUUACCACCAUUCCAGAGGAAGGGCUAUGGAAAGUUUCUUAUUGCCUUCAGUUAUGAGUUGUCAAAGCUGGAGUCUACAGUAGGCUCACCAGAAAAGCCCUUGUCAGAUCUGGGAAAACUCAGCUACAGGAGCUACUGGUCCUGGGUGCUGCUGGAAAUAUUACGAGACUUUCGUGGAACUUUGUCAAUCAAGGAUCUCAGCCAGAUGACCAGCAUUACCCAGAACGACAUCAUCAGCACCCUGCAGUCUCUGAACAUGGUCAAGUACUGGAAGGGUCAGCAUGUGGUGUGUGUCACCCCCAAACUGGUGGAGGAGCACAUCAAGAGUGCCCAGUACAAGAGACCUGUCCUCACAGUGGAUACCUCCUGUCUACGGUGGGAGCCGCCCAGGAAAAUCCACAUCACCAAAGCGGCCAAAAAGUGAUGCGUUUAUAUGACAGAUGUAUGUUCCCAUGUGUCCAGAAUGUUACAAAAUGCAUGUUUGAGAUCAGAUGAGAAAUGCACCUUUGGUGAGGUUGCCUUCAAAAGUAAUAAGAAUUGUCAUACAUGUGUUACCAUCACAGUGAAAACCAAUCUUGCCUGCGUUUCGUCCUAUGGCUUUGAACAAGUUUUCAAAAGCUCAGUCAAGCGGAGUUAUUUCCCUUGGUUUGUGCUCUCGUGACAGCCCGACCUUCUUGUCCAUGUAGAAACAGGUCAGAGACAGAAAAACAUUCUGGCAGGGAAUUUGGGUUUACAGGUGCAUAAUUAUAUUCUCGUAUGAAAGUGAAAAGGAAGGGACAAAGCUGUAAAAGGUACACAGGGCUUAGUCUUCAAUUCAGAAGUUAAGUCAUUGUACAUCAUGUCAUAUUUCUCACCCCUGAAUGCAGCUAUGAAGAUGAGGUUUUCACUGAAAUUUGACUCAAAUUUGAAAUUUGAGCUUUCCAUCACGAGUACGCAUUAAUCUUUAGCUGCUGUUUUCUGAGUGCUGUACUUAAACACAUUUUUUUGUUCAGUUCCAAACAUUGUCCGAACCCUGUAUGUACAGCUGCAUUCCUUAUUACUUAAAAUAUGACUGUGAGGCUAGAUGCCUCUGAGGUCUCGCUGAAUCCAGUGAUGAUGCUAACAGACAUUUCACUCAAAAUUCGGAAAAUUUGGCAGUUAUAAAGACUAGGUUGAUGUUUUGGUUAGUCAAUAAGUUUCUGCUCAGAUGUUCUCCCUCAACAAAUUGACAUCACUCUUCUCUUUGCACAUGACAGCAACUUAAAAUCUCCUGGGGAAUUUCAUUCACAUAUCAAUAAAAAAAACAGUUCUCUUUUUAUCUGUAUUCUUAGAUAAUUCCAACUAAAUGCUAGUAGAGACAAUCACACUGUGUUCCAUAUACUGGUAGGUGGCUAGGUGUUCAUACAAAGGGAAAGCAGAUGAUAAGGCAAACUUACUGUUGUUUUCAAUGCUUGGAGAUUUUUACUCCUGGGAUUUUCUCCCCCAUGUAAGUUUAUCAGGAUUACUAUAUUGAGUCAUAGUAUGGGAUUAACAGAAGUCUUCAUGCUUGUCAUGUUUGUAUGAUUUUAUCAUGAAUAAAGUGUUGCCAUUACAGCUCCACUUGCUUUGGUUUCUUGAUUCAGUAAUGUAUGCUCUGCAAGAUGUUCUAGGAUACUUGUAUAUGUUCUAAGAGAGUCCAUCAUUUUGGUGUUUGUUGCAAUAGUUACAUAUAGAUUGUUUCUACAGUCUCUGGGGCAACACUACUGUUGCAUACAUGUAAAUCAUCACCUUGUUGAAAUAAGGUCGCA